This is a messenger RNA of Olea europaea var. sylvestris, 1075 nucleotides long. RefSeq lists its product as uncharacterized. The transcript is spliced from 3 exons. NCBI's taxonomy places the organism in Eukaryota, Viridiplantae, Streptophyta, Magnoliopsida, Lamiales, Oleaceae. The record is from RefSeq and is a predicted model, not a curated record. The coding region runs from base 471 to 848 and encodes 125 amino acids.
CCCACACCCUUACCCGCGGCUCAUUUAUCAAGAAGUUGCCUGUGGCCUACAAGCACCCCUGACCCCACCGCCGUUCCAUCGCUGCAAGUGACCCGGACCCCAAAUCCACCACCCGCAAGCUCACUACCAGCUUCCUCAACCACCACCGCUUCUUCCAGCUCCACCAUCAGUCGCCUCCGACGAAGACCGCUGAGUUCUGUCACCAGUGGGCCCAUAGCCGCAGUUCCUCCACCCCCAGCGGCGGUGAAUCAUCAGAAGACAAUGAUGUGAAAGAUGACGAUUAUAACGGGCAGAAUAUCGUCACUGUGGCCAAAAUCAACCAUACAGAUGCAAAUGAAAAAUUUAGUACUAGGAUCGAAGAAGUUAAUUCGUUGCGAAUUGCAAAUGGGAGCAGUAAUGACAAUAACAAUAGUAAUGAAGCUAGGAAUAUAGGAGAAGAAGUCUAUUAUGCACAGAACUUGCACGGGGCUAUGGGACUGAGCUCGAAAUCUGGGCAAAAGGAUAUCAUGGAGGUGGAGAAUGGGUCUUGGAAUGGUAGGAAAAAGGAGAGCUGUUAUGCAAGUGAAUCCCAGGAGCCCUUGAGGACCAUCCUUUCAGUUUCAGAUCCUCUCACGGAAAAGGAUGAUCCACCAAGGCCCCAGUUAUUAAGGAGGAAGACUUGGGCAGACACUCCAUGCCUGAUGCCUUCAAUACGAGUGCAAUGGCACCAAAGUCUUUGGCCCCAGCUCCUUGAGACUUCCCAAAGCAUGGAAUCCGACAACGUCAUCCACUUGCUUCUUUUUUGUAGCCAUAAUGUGGUUGAGCUCCGUUUUCCUUGUUCCAUCUUUUUUUGUCGCCAGUAUCAAUAGCACUGUCAUAACUGCUGGAUACAUCUCCCUUUGAGGAUUACAAAACAGUUUGACUGAACAAUCUUUCCAAAGUUCUGAUGAUGGAUGGACAGAUUCUUCACCUCUGGACCAGAUGGUAUCUGCAAGGUUACCUUUAGAGCAUGUAUUUCAACGAUCAACUUCCUUGAGCUUGCUCUUUCCAUUUCUCUCAUGUUUCAGUUCCACAUUAGUUUCACUAGUACACCCCC